Messenger RNA from Dracunculus medinensis (Guinea worm), 360 nucleotides. The record is from the annotation of a GenBank genome assembly. Lineage: Eukaryota; Metazoa; Nematoda; Chromadorea; Rhabditida; Dracunculidae.
AUGAUGCAUCGAUUGAUAUGGAUUCCGUUAAAAGAGCACGAAGCUUUUUCAACAGAAACUUCGAAUUGGAGUGCUUUUAUAUUGCAGUUCUCAAGAGAUUUCAUGAACUUCGGCAAACGAUCACACAAUUCCUUUGAUGAUGAAGACAUACGAGAGAAAAAGGGGCCAGCUAUACAAUUAUUUCGCACUGGCUUUAGUGGAAGGCCUUUCAAUUCAUUAUCAAACAGAAAAUUAACUUCUUUUUGGGCAUUGGCACCUUGGCAUUAUGAUAAAAAGUUAGCAUUUGAAAGAAAUUUUAUGAAUUUCGGAAAGCGAAACGAUGAUGCUUUUCGACGCGACUUCAUGAGUUUUGGGAAGUAA